Messenger RNA from Maudiozyma barnettii, 2655 nucleotides. It is a transcript of the gene MRD1, whose product is annotated as RNA-binding ribosome biosynthesis protein MRD1. The record is from RefSeq and is a predicted model, not a curated record. Gene Ontology annotation, molecular function: RNA binding. The coding region runs from base 1 to 2655 and encodes 884 amino acids. The transcript has a single exon. NCBI's taxonomy places the organism in Eukaryota, Fungi, Ascomycota, Saccharomycetes, Saccharomycetales, Saccharomycetaceae.
AUGUCACGUAUUAUAGUCAAAGGUCUACCAAUAUACCUCAGCGACGAUCAGUUGCGUGAGCAUUUCACCAAGAGAUUGGUCACAACUCAUCAAACUUCUCAAAUUAAUGGACUGAUCACUGAUGCAAAAGUGGUUCGUGAUAGAAAUGGACAGAGUAGAAGAUUUGCAUUCUUGGGGUUCAAAGACGAACUAGACGCUAAGGAUGCCGUUCAAUAUUUUGAUGGGUCGUAUAUUAAUACUGCUAAGUUGGAAGUUGCCAUUGCUAAGAGUUUUGCAGAUCCAACUGUUCCACAAGCAAUGAAGGAAAAAAAGAGAGAAGCUUAUAAGAGAAUGAGACAAAGGGAACAAGAAUUAUUGUUAGAAGAAUCUGAAUCAGGUCGUGGUGGUAAGAAAGCUAAGACUGACAAACAUCAACAACAUGCUGAUAUAGACUCCGAGAUUAAGAAGAAUAAACAAUUACAAGAGUUUAUAGAGACAAUGAAACCUAGUAGUCAAGUAACCUCAUGGGAACAAUCAACAACAACAGCAAACAACGAAAAUGAUACUGAGAGACAGAAUGAAAAUGUUGUAGGAAACUCACUUUUAGCUCAAGCUUUGGCUAUAAAGGAUAAUAACGAUGAUGAUAAUGAACAACAGCAACAAAAUAAUAGCGAUGACGAGUAUGGCGCUUUUAACACUGGUAAUGAAGAAGAUGAAGAUAAAGAGGAUGAACCCAUGAUGAGUUUGGAUCAAGUAACGAGCCAAGAGGAAGAAACUGUUGGCGCAGAUGGGGAACUUGCAAGGGACGACGCUGUUUCAGAUUUAGAUUGGUUAAAAAAACGUCGUGUUAGAAUUAGAGAUGGUGAAUCGGAACCAGUAAGACCGAAUCAAAGACAACCCACUACCGAGAAUAAGUCAAUUGAUGAAACUAACGAAGGUGAUUAUAACAAUCAUGAAGAAGAAGUACAAGAAGAAAAGAAAUCUGUAGAAGAAACCGCCAUGGAAAAGAUCAAAGAAUCCGGACGUUUAUUCUUACGUAACAUCCUUUAUUCUGCCACAGAACAAGAAUUUAAAGAAUUGUUUGAACCAUUUGGUGAGUUGAAUGAAGUCCAUGUAGCCUUAGACACUAGAACUGGUCAAUCAAAGGGGUUUGCUUAUAUUCAGUUCAAGGAUUCAGAAGAUGCCAUCCGAGCAUACAUCGAAUUAGACAAACAAAUCUUCCAAGGUCGUCUAUUACAUGUUCUUCCAGCAGAUGAAAAGAAGACCCAUCGUCUUGAUGAGUUUGAUUUAAAAAAUAUGCCAUUGAAGAAACAAAGAGAAUUGAAGAAAAAAGCUCAAGCAUCAAAACAAACAUUCGCUUGGAAUUCAUUAUAUAUGAAUCAAGAUGCUGUAUUAAGUAGUGUCGCCUCUAAGCUUGGUAUGCAAAAAUCAGAAUUAAUUGAUGCUGAAAAUUCAAACUCUGCAGUGAAACAAGCUUUAGCUGAAGCUCAUGUCAUAGGUGAUGUUAGAAAAUAUUUUGAAGGUAAAGGUGUUGAUUUGACUAAAUUUGGGAACUUGAAAUCGCCAGAUCAAAGAGAUGAUUGUGUUAUCCUAGUGAAAAAUUUCCCCUAUGGUACUACAAGAGAAGAUCUUGGAGAAUUAUUUUUACCAUUUGGUAAACUUGAAAGAUUCCUAAUGCCUCCAGCGGGCACUAUAGCCAUAGUACAAUAUAGAGAUCGAACAGCUGCUAGAGCUGCGUUUACAAAAUUAUCUUUUAAAAGAUACAAGGAUGGUAUUAUUUAUUUGGAAAAGGGACCUAAGGAUUGUUUCACUAGAGGUGCUAAUACAGAUGAAGCAUUGGAAGAAGAUAAGGAACUCCAAGAUACAAAUGCAAAGGAAGUUAAGGCUUCUGUUAAUGAUUUGAUGGACACAAACUCUACAAAUAAUACGGCUACUGGCAAUAACAAUACACACGAUGAUGAGGAUGAACAUAUUGCCGACGGUCCAACCGUCUCUAUUUUCAUUAAGAAUUUGAAUUUCACAACAACAACACCAGAAUUAAGUGAUAGAUUUAAACAAUUUAAUGGAUUUGUUGUCGCUCAAGUGAAGACAAAGCCAAAUGCAAAGGAUAAAAACAAACCUUUGUCCAUGGGUUUUGGUUUUGCUGAAUUUAGAACUAAGGAACAAGCAAAUGCCGUUAUUUCAGCCAUGGAUGGUUCUGUAAUUGAUGGACACAAAAUUCAAUUGAAAUUAUCACAUAGACAAGGUAACACCAAUAACAAUACUUCAAAUGGUAAGAAGAAUAAAAGUGGUAAAAUUAUUGUUAAAAAUUUACCAUUCGAAGCCACAAGGAAAGAUGUCUUCGAAUUAUUUAACUCAUUCGGUCAACUUAAAUCUGUCAGAGUACCGAAGAAGUUCGACAAAUCUGCCAGAGGUUUUGCUUUUGUUGAAUUUCUAUUACCAAAGGAAGCUGAGAACGCAAUGGAUCAAUUACAAGGUGUCCAUUUGUUAGGCCGUAGAUUAGUAAUGCAAUAUGCUCAACAAGAUGCUGAAAAUGCUGAGGAAGAAAUUGCCAGAAUGACUAAGAAGGUAAAGAAGCAAGUUACCUCAGCUGAAUUAUCUAACUUGAGAAGUAGUGGUGGUAGAAAAAGACUGGAACUUGAUGACGGCGAAAACGAUGACUUUGCUGGCUUUUAA